Salvelinus namaycush (lake trout) is the source of this 3303-nucleotide messenger RNA. It is a transcript of the gene rassf6, whose product is annotated as Ras association domain family member 6. The transcript is spliced from 7 exons. The annotation marks the transcript as partial. The record is from RefSeq and is a predicted model, not a curated record. Lineage: Eukaryota; Metazoa; Chordata; Actinopteri; Salmoniformes; Salmonidae. Gene Ontology annotation, biological process: signal transduction.
CUCUAUUGUCCAGGGAGCUACAGGAGUUAUGACAGCUGUACGCUGCGCCCCACCCCAACCAAGCAGAAGACGGAGGUGGAGGAGGAGCAGUCCAACCUGAUCCGCUGUGUGAGUGAUGCUUCCCUGGUGAAGAGGAGGGUGAAGAGGAGUCCACAGAGAGAGAGGAACAGGCAACACUGCUUCUCCAUCAAUGGACACUUCUAUAACUACAAGACGGCUAUAUUCACUCCAUCCUAUGGAACGUCCACUAACGUCCGCAUCAACAGCAAAAUGACAACACAUCAGGUCAUAUCACAGCUCCUUCAGAAAUUCAAGAUAGAAAAUGAUCCCAAUGAGUUUGCCCUCUACUGUGUCCAUCAAAGUGGAGAGAAGAAGAAGCUGUCUGACUCAGACCUGCCACUGUGGGAGAGGCUUGUCCAGGGCCCAGCGGAGGACAUCAUGAAGAUGUUCCUCAUGGACAGAGAUGAAGAGGAAGUCAGCAACGAUGUGGCCCAGUACCUCAACCUGGAGCUGCCCAUCCUGGAGGGGGUUCUAGUGAAGCUGGAGGAAGAGGAGAACAGAGCGGUGGAGAGAAUCACCAGCAAGUACAACCAACAGCAAAUAGUCUUGUCUCAGCUUCUCAGCUCCAAGAUCACCAAGACCGAGACAGAGCUGAACGGGUAGUCAUCCCUCCUCCUACACAGCUGAAUGGGUAGUCAUCCCUCCACCUAAAUGGCUGAACGGGUAGUCAUCCCUCCACCUACACAGCUGAACGGGUAGUCAUCCCUCCACCUACACAGCUGAACGGGUAGUCAUCCCUCCACCUACACAGCUGAACGGGUAGUCAUCCUUCUACUGAGACAGCUGAACGGGUAGUCAUCUCUCCACCUACACAGCUGAACGGGUAGUCAUCCUUCUACCGAGACAGCUGAACGGGUAGUCAUCCUUCUACCUACACAGCUGAACGGGUAGUCAUCCCUCCACCUACACAGCUGAACGGGUAGUCAUCCCUCCACCUACACAGCUGAACGGGUAGUCAUCCCUCCACCUACACAGCUGAAUGGGUAGUCAUCCCUCCACCUACACAGCUGAACGGGUAGUCAUCCCUCCACCUACACAGCUGAACGGAUAGUCAUCCUUCUACCUACACAGCUGAACGGGUAGUCAUCCUUCUACCUAGACAGCUGAACGGGUAGUCAUCCCUCCACCUAGACAGCUGAACGAGUAGUCAUCCCUCCACCUAGACAGCUGAACGGAUAGUCAUCCCUCCACCUACACAGCUGAAUGGGUAGUCAUCCCUCCACCUACACAGCUGAACGGGUAGUCAUCCCUCCACCUACACAGCUGAACGGAUAGUCAUCCUUCUACCUACACAGCUGAACGGGUAGUCAUCCUUCUACCUAGACAGCUGAACGGGUAGUCAUCCCUCCACCUAGACAGAUGAACGGAUAGUCAUCCCUCCACCUACACAGCUGAAUGGGUAGUCAUCCCUCCACCUACACAGCUGAACGGGUAGUCAUCCCUCCACCUACACAGCUGAACGGAUAGUCAUCCUUCUACCUACACAGCUGAACGGGUAGUCAUCCUUCUACCUAGACAGCUGAACGGGUAGUCAUCCCUCCACCUAGACAGCUGAACGAGUAGUCAUCCCUCCACCUAGACAGCUGAACGGGUAGUCAUCCCUCCACCUAGACAGCUGAACGGAUAGUCAUCCCUCCACCUACACAGCUGAACGGGUAGUCAUCCCUCCACCUACACAGCUGAACGGGUAGUCAUCCCUCCACCUAGACAGCUGAACGGGUAGUCAUCCCUCCACCUACACAGCUGAACGGGUAGUCAUCCCUCCACCUAGACAGCUGAACGGGUAGUCAUCCCUCCACCUAGACAGCUGAACGAGUAGUCAUCCCUCCACCUAGACAGCUGAACGGGUAGUCAUCCCUCCACCUACACAGCUGAACGGGUAGUCAUCCCUCCACCUAGACAGCUGAACGGGUAGUCAUCCCUCCACCUACACAGCUGAACGGGUAGUCAUCCCUCCACCUACACAGCUGACCGGAUAGUCAUCCUUCUACCUACACAGCUGAACGGGUAGUCAUCCUUCUACCUAGACAGCUGAACGGGUAGUCAUCCCUCCACCUAGACAGCUGAACGAGUAGUCAUCCCUCCACCUAGACAGCUGAACGGAUAGUCAUCCCUCCACCUACACAGCUGAAUGGGUAGUCAUUCCUCCACCUACACAGCUGAACGGGUAGUCAUCCCUCCACCUACACAGCUGAACGGAUAGUCAUCCUUCUACCUACACAGCUGAACGAGUAGUCAUCCCUCCACCUAGACAGCUGAACGGGUAGUCAUCCCUCCACCUAGACAGCUGAACGGGUAGUCAUCCCUCCACCUAGACAGCUGAACGAGUAGUCAUCCCUCCACCUAGACAGCUGAAUGGGUAGUCAUCCCUCCACCUAGACAGAUGAACGGAUAGUCAUCCAUCCACCUACACAGCUAGCUCCUGUUUCUGUAAUAGAUGCUUGACAACACAACAAUUAAAUGUUAGCUAGCUCCCAGUUUGUACACUGGUUUGUUACUGUUGAAUCAUAUGAAGUGAUUCAUUUUUCAAUAACUCACGGGCGGCUAGCUAGCUAACUGGCUAGCGGAGGUGUUAUGAUCACUAACAUCAUGGCUGGAAUGUACUUUUGACCAAUCAGAUUACUUGGCCCGGACUAACUGUUUAAUAAGCCCUAUAAAGUGAUGGUCUGAUCAUAGCAAAGAUUAUAAUUACCCAAGAUUGGACAGCGGCAUCAUUUACAUUGGGAGCCUCCUCCGGAUGCUUCAGGUUUUUCCCCAUGUGACCAAUCUGGAGGCCGUACAUAGAUUUUCAGCUUCCUGUGAUUACAUUGGGGGUCAUAGGGGUGGUUUUGAAGAGUUUAAAAUGUUUUUUUUUACAUAUUUGUGACCAGUGGACAGUUAAGACCCGGCAUAUGAAAUCUGAAUUCAAUCUGCCCAAAAGGAUUGUUGACCUCCAUUGGACACAAUUGUCUUACAGUACCAGAGGGGUCUAUAUGUCUGUCCCCGCCACCUUCUUCAAAAUAGUUUCAUUCUUAACCAAAAUCCUGGAGAAAAUGAUUUUUCAAACAGCUGAAUGAUUUUUAAAGUGCCAACUGUAUUUUUGACAAAUUCCAAUCUGGUUUUGCGGCCCACCACAGCACAUAGACAGCGUUAGUUCAAGAGGUAAAUGAUCCUAGAGCAACACAGAGACAGUCUUAGUUAGUGGUAAAUGAUCCUAGAGCCAACACAGAGACAGCCUUAGUUAAAGUGGUAAAUGAUCCUAGA